GGCUCCCCGGAAGUGCUCUGUCACCCGGAAGCGGAAGUGAUUGGCAAGAUGGCGGCGGCAGCAGCAGUGGGGGAAGCGGUGGCAGGUGGCCCGGAGCCCCCGGUGUGCGUGCUGGUGCUGGGCAUGGCCGGCUCCGGCAAGACCACGCUCGUGCAGCGGCUCGUCGCGCACCUGCACGGCCAAGGCGCCCCCCCCUACGUCAUCAACCUGGACCCCGCCGUGCACGAGCUGCCCUUCCCCGCCAACAUCGAUAUCAGAGAUACAGUAAAAUAUAAAGAAGUCAUGAAGCAAUAUGGACUGGGCCCAAACGGUGGAAUUGUGACCUCUCUCAAUCUCUUUGCCACAAGAUUUGAUCAGGUAAUGAAGUUUAUUGAAAAACGACAGAACACAUCCAAGUAUGUCCUUAUUGAUACACCAGGGCAGAUAGAGGUGUUCACCUGGUCAGCCUCUGGCACCAUCAUCACUGAGGCACUGGCUUCCUCCUUCCCUUCAGUCGUCGUUUAUGUGAUGGACACAUCUCGCAGUACCAGCCCAAUCACCUUCAUGUCCAACAUGCUGUAUGCGUGCAGUAUCCUGUACAAAACCAAACUGCCUUUUAUUGUGGCUAUGAACAAGACAGAUAUCAUUGAUCACAGUUUUGCAGUAGAAUGGAUGCAAGAUUUUGAGACCUUCCAGGAUGCCCUGAAUCAAGAGACCACAUACGUCAGUAACCUGACGCGUUCCAUGAGUCUGGUGUUGGAUGAGUUUUACAGCUCGCUUAAGGUGGUGGGUGUUUCUGCUGUGCUGGGAACGGGCCUGGAUGAAUUUUUCGUGCAAGUCUCCAAAGCUGUAGAGGAAUACGAGAGGGAAUAUCGUCCAGAAUACGAGCGUCUGAGGAAAAAGCUGGAGAAGGCCCAGAGCAAGCAGCAGAAGGAGCAGCUGGAACGUUUGCGAAAAGACAUGGGCCCAGUGGCAGUGGAGAGCACCUCACUCGCAGCUUUUACGCUUCAAAAAGGAUGUGGAGAAGUCAGAGAGGGGCCAGAAGAGGCAACAAAGAUAAUCCAGGGCUUGGAAGGUCCCGCUGACAUGUCUGCAAUGGGCCCCUCCGAUUUGAUCCUGACAAGGGGAACGUUGGAUGAUGAAGAGGAGGACAGCGAUACCGAUGACAUCGACCAUCAGGUCACUGAAGAGCGCCAUGAAGAGCCAGCCUUCAAGAACUUCAUGCAGGAGACGAGGAUGAAGUACCACGAAAAGUGCGCUCGGGGAGUGGGAGACAUCCAGAAGUAGGAGCUUGGAGCCCUUGAGUUGGAGAGAGGACCCAGGGGAGGGGCCUGGGCAAACCCAAGCUCAGUGCUGAGCCCAGUGUCUGCAAACCAUGUCCCUGCUGUUCCUCUGUCUGCUGGAGCUCUGCCCUCAGAACCAGGUACUGCCGGGACUUGUACACCCCAGCAGGGCUGGACUUCACCUUUAUCUGCUCGUGGCCAAGCUGCAUCUGCUGGGGGCUGGCAUUUCCAGAGGGCUCAGAAUGGUCAUCUGAAGUCUUGAUCUGUUGCCAGGUCAGCACCUUCAUGCCAGCCAGAACGCGUGGUUUCCCUUGGGGGCAGAGAACAGGCAAGGCCCCUGUUGGAGCCCUCCUGCGGGCCUGUCCCAGAGUCAGCGUGAUGGGGCAAGACUCAGUUUUAAAUAUCCUGGAGCUGCAGAGUCUGUUGGUGGAAGGGCUCAGCAUUGCAUCUUCCCAGAAUGUGUCGGCAUCUCUGAGCGAACCCGCUGUAGCUCAUGCCGCUGCAGGCCUCUGCCCCACACCCUAUUUUGUAAUUGAAAGUAUUUUUUCUA
This is a messenger RNA of Alligator sinensis (Chinese alligator), 1812 nucleotides long. It is a transcript of the gene GPN1, whose product is annotated as GPN-loop GTPase 1. NCBI's taxonomy places the organism in Eukaryota, Metazoa, Chordata, Crocodylia, Alligatoridae. The record is from RefSeq and is a predicted model, not a curated record. The transcript is spliced from 15 exons. Gene Ontology annotation, molecular function: ATP hydrolysis activity; GTPase activity. Bases 49 to 1266 code for a protein of 405 amino acids.